GCUCCAGAUGGCGUCUUCUGUGGGCAACGUGGCCGACAGCACAGAACCAACGAAACGUAUGCUUUCCUUCCAAGGGUUAGCUGAGUUGGUACAUCGAGAGUAUCAGGCAGGAGAUUUUGAGGCAGCUGAGAGACACUGCAUGCAGCUGUGGAGACAAGAGCCAGACAAUACUGGAGUACUUUUAUUACUUUCAUCUCUACACUUCCAGUGUCGAAGGCUGGACAGAUCUGCCCACUUUAGUACUCUGGCAAUUAAACAGAACCCUCUUCUGGCAGAAGCCUAUUCGAAUUUGGGGAAUGUGUACAAGGAAAGAGGGCAGUUGCAGGAGGCAAUUGAGCAUUACCGGCAUGCAUUGCAUCUCAAACCAGAUUUCAUCGAUGGUUAUAUUAACCUGGCAGCUGCUUUGGUAGCAGCAGGCGACAUGGAAGGGGCAGUACAAGCUUACGUCUCUGCUCUUCAGUGCAAUCCUGAUUUGUACUGUGUUCGCAGUGACCUGGGGAACCUGCUCAAAGCCCUGGGUCGCUUGGAAGGAGCCAAGGCAUGUUAUUUGAAAGCAAUGGAGACGCAACCGAACUUUGCAGUAGCUUGGAGUAAUCUUGGCUGUGUUUUCAAUGCACAAGGGGAGAUUUGGCUUGCCAUUCAUCACUUUGAAAAGGCUGUCACGCUUGACCCCAAUUUUCUGGAUGCUUAUAUCAAUUUAGGAAAUGUCUUGAAAGAGGCACGGAUUUUUGACAGAGCUGUGGCAGCUUACCUUUGUGCCCUAAGCUUGAGCCCAAAUCAUGCAGUGGUACAUGCCAACCUGGCUUGUGUAUACUAUGAGCAAGGCCUGAUGGAUCUGGCAGUAGACACCUACAGGCGAGCUAUUGAAUUGCAACCACAUUUCCCUGAUGCUUACUGCAACCUAGCCAACGCUCUGGAAGAGAAGGGCAGUGUUGCCGAAGCAGAAGAGUGUUAUAAUACAGCUCUGCGGCUGUGUCCCACCCAUGCAGACUCUCUGAAUAACCUAGCCAAUAUCAAAGGAGACCAGGGAAACUUUGAAGAGGCAGUUCGCUUGUAUUGUAAAGCAUUAGAAGUCUUCCCAGAGUUUGCUGUUGCCCAUUCAAAUUUAGCAAGUGUAUUGCAGCAGCAGGGAAAACUGCAGGAAGCUCUGAUGCAUUAUAAGGAGGCUGUUCGAAUCAGUCCUACCUUUGCUGAUGCCUACUGUAACAUGGGAGACACUCUAAAGGAGAUGCAGGAUGUUCAGGGAGCCUUGCAGUGUUAUACUCGUGCCAUUCAGAUUAACCCUGCACUUGCGGAUGCCCACAGCAAUCUGGCUUCCAUUCACAAGUAUUCAGGGAAUAUUCCAGAAGCAAUUGCUUCUUAUCGCACUGCUCUGAAGCUUGAACCUGAUUUUCCUGACGCUUAUUGUGAUUUGGCUCAUUGCCUGCAGAUUGUCUGUGAUUGGACAGACUAUGAUGAGCGAAUGAAGAAGUUGGUCAGCAUUGUGGCUGACCAGCUGGAGAAGAAUAGGUUGCCUUCUGUGCAGCCUCAUCAUAGUAUGCUCUAUCCUCUUUCUCAUGGCUUCAGGAAGGCUAUUGCUGAGAGCCAUGGGAACCUCUGCUUGGAUGAGAUCAGUGUCCUUCAUAAACCACCGUACGAACAUCCAAAAGACUUGAAGCUCAGUGAUGGUCGACUGCGUGUAGGAUACGUGAGUUCUGACUUCGGGAAUCAUCCUACUUCUCAUCUUAUGCAGUCUAUUCCAGGCAUGCACAAUCCUGAUAAAUUUGAGGUAUUCUGUUAUGCCCUGAGCCCAGAUGAUGGCACAAACUUCCGAGCGAAGGUGAUGGCAGAAGCCCAUCAUUUCAUUGAUCUUUCUCAGAUUCCAUGCAAUGGGAAAGCAGCUGAUCGCAUCCAUCAAGAUGGUAUACACAUCCUUGUAAAUAUGAAUGGUUAUACCAGGGGUGCUCGAAAUGAACUCUUUGCUCUCAGGCCAGCUCCUAUUCAGGCAAUGUGGCUGGGCUACCCUGGGACCAGUGGCAUGCUUUUCAUGGAUUAUAUCAUCACUGAUCAGGAAACUUCACCUGCUGAAGUUGCUGAGCAGUAUUCUGAGAAACUGGCUUAUAUGCCCCAUACUUUCUUUAUUGGUGAUCAUGCUAAUAUGUUCCCUCACCUGAAGAAGAAGGCAGUCAUCGAUUUUAAGUCCAAUGGGCACAUUUAUGACAAUCGGAUUGUGCUGAAUGGCAUCGACCUCAAAGCAUUUCUUGAUAGUCUCCCAGAUGUGCAGAUUGUCAAGAUGAAAUGUCCUGAUGGAGGAGACAACGCAGACAGCAGUAAUACGGCUCUUAAUAUGCCUGUCAUUCCUAUGAAUACUAUUGCAGAGGCAGUUAUUGAAAUGAUUAACAGAGGACAAAUUCAGAUAACAAUUAAUGGAUUCAGUCUUAGCAAUGGACUGGCAACUACCCAGAUCAACAUUAAGGCUGCCACUGGAGAGGAGGUUCCCCGUACCAUUAUUGUAACCACACGUUCUCAGUACGGGUUACCGGAAGAUGCCAUUGUGUACUGUAACUUCAAUCAGUUAUAUAAAAUUGACCCAUCUACUUUGCAGAUGUGGGCAAAUAUUCUGAAGCGUGUUCCCAAUAGUGUACUGUGGCUGUUGCGUUUUCCAGCAGUAGGAGAACCUAAUAUUCAACAGUAUGCACAAAAUAUGGGCCUUCCCCAGAAGUGUAUCAUUUUUUCACCUGUUGCUCCUAAAGAGGAACAUGUUCGGAGAGGCCAGCUGGCUGAUGUCUGCUUGGACACUCCACUCUGUAAUGGACACACCACAGGGAUGGAUGUCCUUUGGUCAGGGACACCCGUGGUGACUAUGCCAGGAGAGACUCUUGCUUCCCGAGUUGCAGCUUCCCAGCUCACUUGUUUAGGCUGUCUUGAGCUUAUUGCUCAAAAUAGACAAGAAUAUGAAGACAUAGCUGUGAAACUGGGAACUGAUCUAGAAUACCUGAAGAAAAUUCGUGGCAAAGUCUGGAAGCAGAGAACAUCUAGCCCUCUGUUCAACACCAAACAAUACACAAUGGACCUAGAGCGGCUCUAUCUACAGAUGUGGGAGCAUUACGCAGCUGGCAACAAACCUGAUCACAUGAUUAAGCCUGUUGAAGUCACUGAGUCGGCCUAA
This is a messenger RNA of Orcinus orca (killer whale), 3148 nucleotides long. Its product is annotated as UDP-N-acetylglucosamine--peptide N-acetylglucosaminyltransferase 110 kDa subunit-like. The transcript has a single exon. Gene Ontology annotation, biological process: protein O-linked glycosylation. Lineage: Eukaryota; Metazoa; Chordata; Mammalia; Artiodactyla; Delphinidae. The record is from RefSeq and is a predicted model, not a curated record. Gene Ontology annotation, molecular function: protein binding; protein N-acetylglucosaminyltransferase activity. The coding region runs from base 8 to 3148 and encodes 1046 amino acids.